AUGGGUGGCAAAUCGCAUCGCGAGUCCGAGAUUGAGCAGCUCGUGAGUGGCAGAACAGUUGGUAACCGGUGUUGCCUCCAGGUUGCGGCUGCCAAUGCUGAGGAACUGAAGGCUGCCUUGCUCGAGUUGCUAUGGAUUCUGUACACCAUCUUCUCGUCGAAAAACCCCCUCUUCACCACGAAAGGCCGAUUUUUCGAGCACCUCGACCAGACGAAGCGUGCCACGUCAGUCAGUCUCCGAGCUUUAGUGCAGCUGCACGGGUUCGACAGGAUGUGUUUCUACAACCAGAAGAGAUUUGCAUGCGGAGACUGGAGCUGGACAAGUUUCGCUCACCGCUGCAACUAUGAGUACCGCACCGGGGAGACUUGCGGUAUGAGGCUCGUCAAUAUGACCGAGUUUGAAACAACACUAUGCCGCUUGUGCGAGAAGAUCGAAACCAAGUACCGGCGGCGAAGCGCCGAGGUGGAACGCUUGAACCGAUGGAAACGGGAGGGAAGCACUCUCGUAGCGUCCAUGGACCGGUCACAGAAGCUUGUCAUGGAGCUCGAAAAGGAAAUUCGCCAACUGCAGCGGGAGCGUGACGAGAGAAGAAAGGCACUUUCGUGAAAGAAGGAUUGGAACUUUUCAGGGGCCAUGCGUUGGGCCACUUGCUGUUGCUUUCAUUUGUGCUUAGGAUUCCCUCUUUGGUAUUGUCUUUCGGUUUCAGACCAUGUUCCUGUUUGUAAAUUCGGUGCCUCACAGGGGCUGUGUCACUUGAC
This is a messenger RNA of Aspergillus eucalypticola CBS 122712, 758 nucleotides long. RefSeq lists its product as uncharacterized. The record is from RefSeq and is a predicted model, not a curated record. The transcript has 3 exons. NCBI's taxonomy places the organism in Eukaryota, Fungi, Ascomycota, Eurotiomycetes, Eurotiales, Aspergillaceae. Bases 1 to 606 code for a protein of 201 amino acids.